AUCCACUUCGUUGCUAUGUACGCACAUGUGGAUAUCGGCAUAUGGCAACAGUACUUGCAUUUCCGGAUUCACAAACUAAGGCUCAAGAACUGAAGACUUUUGCUCAGGUUGAGAUUAAACCAAAAGUAUUUCUGUAAAAAUGGCCAAACUGAUCAGUGCCCCUCCCAAGUUCACCCACCAAGAAUGGGCCUACUCCAACAAGACCAACUACAACAAUGCUGAGAAGCAGCGAGCGAGUGCAGAGCGGCUCAUCGAUGAGAGCGAGCGACUCAUCGACGAGACGGACGAAGUGACCAAGAGAACACAAAGAGAUGUCAACAAGAAGUUUGAGCAAAGAGUACAUGAUGUGACAUUCUGGAAGGACGAAUUGAACAGAAAACUUGAUGACACCAAGACUGAGAUAGACACACUACUUGCCUAUAAAACCAGACUACAGAACGCCCUGGAAGCGUGCCGGGAACCGCUGGCAAUUGUCAACCAGUGUCUGCUAUUCAGGGAGGGUCGUGUAGCCAUCGACCUCGUCCACGAUGACGUCGAGAAGAACCUCCUCAAGGAACGAGAGACCAUCCAGGGUGUCAUGGCCUUGCUGCAGCGUACCUUGGACCAGACCACGGAGCAGAUCCGAGUCAUGCGGUCACGUCGCUACACCCUGGAGAAAGACCUGACGGACAAGUUUGCCGCUCUGGACAUCGACCAGGACUGCAGGGAGCUCAGGGACGACAACCCACACCUCAACUUCAAAUCCGGCGUUGCCAAAAUCGAAACCAACUCCGUAACCCCGGAAGACUGGCAGAAAUUCACAAACGAGAACAUUUUGAAGACGGAACGCGACCGCAAGAAUGCCGUGGACCUGCGGGCCGUCAUCGACAGCCUGCUUGAAACAACGGAAGACGACAUGAAGAAGCAAGUCAGCGACACUAACCUGGCCUUCAGGAAACGCAUCGGAGAAACACAGGCUACAAAGAGUGAACUGGAGACACAUCUGGCCAAGGUCUUGGGACAAAUCGAAGAGAUGGAGAAGAACAUCCAGAACCUAACCAAGGCCAUCGAAGACAAGGUGGGCCCCAUGAAGCUAUCGCAGACACGCCUGGACGCCCGGACCAACCGACCCAACGUGGAGCUGUGCCGAGACCCUGUCCAGUACCGCCUGAUCAACGAGACGGCCGAGAUCAAUGCCAGUGCAUCCAAGCUGCAGGCCACGCUGGACGAGGCUCAGGACCAGCUGAAGGGACUGAUCCGGCAGCAGCAGACGUUAGAGGAAGACAUUGACAUCAAGUCCAAGUCCAUCUAUGUCGACAAUGUCAAGUGUAUGGGGCUGCGGCAGAGCAUCAAUAUUAUGAAAUUCUGAAAAUUCUGCACUACUCGAUAAGAAUCUUUUCAGGUGUACAUAGGGUUCAUAUUAAACGUAGUUACUUGGGGUUUGGCAGUGUUAAUUAAGUAUCGUGACAUUUUGAGAAGUUAGCACAACUUGACAAUAAAAAGCUUUUCGGGUACAAGUGUGAUAGGUCAAUGGUACGGUACUUGUACUGUGGCACAGCAUCAAGAUCAUGAAUUUCUGAGACAUGAGCACUUCGUUAUUGUAAGAAACUUGUCAGCUAUAUUGGGGGGGGGGGGCUUAUAUAACAAGCGGAGUUACUUGGGCUGCAGUAGAGCAUUUGUAGAGAUGUUUAGCACUUGUUAACAUGUUGCUGCUGUCAAUCAAGCUUCUAUGAGUGACCUGGGUUUUGGGAUUAGUAUUUUAAUUCAAGACUGAAAGGUGGUUUUGGAUUGACGGCCAACUUGAAUAAAGUAUAUUGGUGAAAUCAUUGUUGACAUUCGAGUUGCAAUUUACCACAUUUGUACAUGUACGGGUGAUGCAUUUGAGGUGCAUGCAAAUACACAAAACUGUGUGAGACUGGUUAUAGAGUUUUGGUACAUGUACUUUAUGACAGUUCAAUACUCGCCAGUUGCAGAAUGCUUAGUAUUUUAUUCAAGAUGGCUGAAUAUCGUUAAAUAUAAAGUGUCCUAUGGGAAAAUGACCUUAUUAAUCCGUCCAGCUAUUAAGGCUUUCCAUUUUGUAAGCAUGAUUGUUUUAUUUUGUAUAGAUUCAUAAUAAUUUGCAUAUAUGGACUACAAUAAUGGUUCAAGUAUUAAAAUGAGAUCAGAUAUAAGACUUACUUGAUAUAAUUGUAGGUGUUCAGAAUUGCACUUCUGUGUACAUGUAUUUUGAAUGGUAAGUAAAACAUUUUCUGUGGCAAAACAGUUCUGCAUCGUCAAAAUAAUAGGAUAUUUGCUGUUGAUUGCAAUGCAGUAACAACUAAGAAUGACAUCAAAGUUGACAAAGUUUGGCAUCUGAAACUUAUUUAAUAUUUCUUGUAAUUCAUCAGCAAUAUAAUUAUUUUUUUCUUCAAAAUAAAAAAAUUCUGUAUCAACAUUUAUUCAGUUUUUAUAAAAACUUAGGACGUCAUAACAAAAUGUUACAUCCUUUUUAUGAAAAGAAUUUCGGUUAAAAUUAAUUUUCUUUUUUGAAUAACGGGCAGAUAUAUCCUUUGGUUACUUACUUAUAACAACAUAUAUAUGCCUUGCUUCUUCAACCUUCAUUACAUCCAGAAACAAAAGGAACGCACUUUAUUAGACAAUUGUAAAUUAAGCAAUUUUGUACAGUACAGUGGAUUUAAAGGAAAAGUGUAUUUGUGGUUAAUAAAUUUCCAGUUGUAUUCUAAUGCAA
This is a messenger RNA of Patiria miniata (bat star), 2707 nucleotides long. It is a transcript of the gene tekt1, whose product is annotated as tektin-1-like. The record is from RefSeq and is a predicted model, not a curated record. Lineage: Eukaryota; Metazoa; Echinodermata; Asteroidea; Valvatida; Asterinidae. Bases 140 to 1348 code for a protein of 402 amino acids. Gene Ontology annotation, cellular component: nucleus; microtubule cytoskeleton. Gene Ontology annotation, biological process: cilium movement involved in cell motility; cilium assembly. The transcript is spliced from 6 exons.